Rhodamnia argentea is the source of this 1916-nucleotide messenger RNA. RefSeq names its product 3-oxo-Delta(4,5)-steroid 5-beta-reductase-like. The record is from RefSeq and is a predicted model, not a curated record. Bases 132 to 1403 code for a protein of 423 amino acids. Lineage: Eukaryota; Viridiplantae; Streptophyta; Magnoliopsida; Myrtales; Myrtaceae. The transcript is spliced from 3 exons.
CGAGAUUUGCUCAGCCAGAAACGAUGAAAUUUCAGGAUAGAUCCGAACUGAGUCACCCCUGUUUCGCUUUGGCCGCUGAUGAAAACGGUCGCUCGUGGAGAUUUGUAUAAAGAACCAAAUUCACGUGCCAAAUGAAACAGAUGAAUAUAGUAAGCCGCUCGCUCAAAUCCGACACUCCAUCGGAUGGAAACCAUUCUGGGUUUGGAUUGAGACCGACUGAAGGAGCCAAGAUGAGUUGGUGGUGGGCCGGAGCUAUUGGUGCCGCAAAGAAGAGGAUCGAUGAGGAGGUGGCACCCAAGAGCCACCAGAGCGUAGGGCUGAUCCUGGGGGUCACCGGGAUCGUGGGCAACAGCCUGGCCGAGAUCCUCCCCCUCUCCGACACCCCUGGCGGCCCCUGGAAGGUCUACGGCGUCGCCCGCCGCCCCCGCCCCCCGUGGAACGCCGACCACCCCAUCGAGUACAUCCAGUGCGACCUCUCCGACGAGUCCGACGCCCUCGCUAAGCUCUCCCCUCUCGCCGAUGUCACCCACGUCUUCUACGUCACCUGGGCCAACCGCUCGUCGGAGCUCGAGAACUGCCGCGUCAACGGCGCCAUGCUCCGCAACGCCCUCAACGCCCUCCUCCCCAACGCCCCCAACCUCCGCCACGUCUGCCUCCAGACGGGGAACAAGCACUACGUCGGUCCCUUCGAAACCUUCGGCAAGGUUACCCCCCACGAGCAGCCGUUCACGGAGGACCUCCCUCGGCUCGACGUCCCCAACUUCUACUACACUCUCGAGGACAUCCUCUUCGAGGAGACCUCGAAGAAGGACGACCUCUCGUGGUCCGUACACCGCCCGCCGUUCAUCUUCGGCUUCUCCCCCUACAGCCUCAUGAAUCUCGUCGGCUCCCUCUGCGUCUACGCCGCCAUCUGCAAGCACGAGGGCGUUCCGCUCAUGUUCCCGGGGACCAAGGACGCCUGGGAUGGCUUCUCCGUCGCGGGCGACGCCGACCUCAUUGCCGAGCAGCAGAUUUGGGCGGCGGUCGACCCGUACUCCUGGAACGAGGCCUUCAACUGCAGCAACGGCGACGUGUUCAAGUGGAAGCACUUCUGGAAGGUGCUGGCGGAGCAGUUCGGGAUCGAGGAAUACGGGUUCAACGAGAACGGCGAGCGGCUGAGGCUGACGGAGGCGAUGAAGGGGAAGGCGAGGGUGUGGGAGGAGAUCGUGAAGGAGAACCAGCUGCAUGAGACCAAACUGGAGGAGGUCGGACCGUGGUGGUUCGUGGACUUGAUGUUGGAUGGGGCAGGGUUCUUGGACAGCAUGAACAAGAGUAAGGAGCAUGGCUUCCUGGGGUUCAGAAAUUCCAAGAACUCCUUCCUGUGCUGGAUCGAUAAGGUGAAGGGAUACAAGAUCGUACCUUGAAAUUGAAUUGAAAUUCAAAUCCCCCGGUUCUCGCUGCUGAUGAUGAUCAUGAUAUCCAUCGUGUUUGUAUUGUAGUGAAGUGAUUUCCCAGUUUGUUUCUUGUUUUCUGGGUACUCUUUUUGAGGUUGCAUCUGUGGACAGAUGGUUCCAGGACCGAAGUAAGUCCAAUAAUUGAAGCUGAAGCGUACAUUUUCCUGUAAUGACUUUGUUCUCAUGGUGUCGUGUUCUACAGAAACUCUGAGCUAAGGCUUGAUCUCGAACUCGUUCAGACUUUGGAUCCAUGGAGUCCUGCACUAUCCGCUGUGCUCUGAGAGGACUCCCUUUAUAUUUUGUUGCUAAAAGUUGUUCCUUGCUAGGUUAUUCAGUCCAGUUGAAUUUCCUCUUAUUUAGUUAAUAAGGGAGGAAGUUUCUCGAGGAGGUUUUCCUUGCUAGAACUAUCUGGCAUUGGCAAUGUCUCAAUGAUAGAAUUUCUUCUCAGACCCUUAAAACGAAGACUCAUCAAGUGCUAGACAU